Molecule: messenger RNA, 1996 nt
Organism: Coffea eugenioides
Lineage: Eukaryota; Viridiplantae; Streptophyta; Magnoliopsida; Gentianales; Rubiaceae
Product: plastid division protein PDV2-like
Exons: 7
Coding region: 257-1846 (529 amino acids)
Biological process (GO): chloroplast fission
Molecular function (GO): heme binding; oxygen binding
Source: RefSeq, a predicted model, not a curated record
AAUAAUCUGCUCGAGGAGACUCCUAAAGCACCACAAUCACUUGUGUUUGUUUUACUUUUCAUACCCCAAAAUUGCCACCUUUGGCGCUUCUUGGCUCUCCUGAAUCUUUCCUUCUCUCUCCAUAUUUUUUCCUCUCUUUCAUUUCAACUUUCGAACCCAAUCCCCCUCUACCCCUAGGAUUGGGAAGUACUUUGAGAAAGACGUAGGAAAGUAAACCUGCAGCUUUUGAGGACUGAUUCACAGACUAAAGGGGGUUAUGGAUGAAGAUAGAAUUGGGCUGGUUUUGGUCAGAGUUGCUGAACUGAGGGGUAAAAUUACUAAUUGUGUCCAUAAAGCAGCGACCAGUGGCAAGAAGGAAGAUGGAGAAAGCCUAAGUAAAGACUCUAAAGUAGGCCUUGAUGCUCAAGAACGGGAAGCAGAAGAAGAUGACGAUGAAGAAGCAGCAGAGAGUCUUCUGAAUAUUAGGGAAGCCCUUGAAUCACUUGAGGCCCAGCUUUCUUCUUUGCAGGCUUUACAACAGCAGCAAUUGUACGAGAAAGAAGCAGCCUUAGCGGAAAUUAGAUACAGUCAAAGAAAAUUGCUUGAGAAGUUGAAGGACUACAGAGGGGAAGAAUUGGAAGUCAUUCGUGAGGCAAUUGCUUUUGCUGGUGAAGCCGUAGAAGAUAACAAUGACCUUCUCCUCCCACCAUAUCCAAGCCGGCCUUUGCAUUCUGUGAUGUCUGAUAAUGACUAUUUAUCACAAUUUCCUAGUGCACGUAAGAAAACCCAAAAUGGGGUUGUAAGUGGUGAAACUAAGAAUGCACCUGCAAAAGGUUUCCUUGAAUCAGACACAGACCAACUCCAGCCUGAACCUGGAAGACCAUUGUCCAGGGUAAAAGGUUUCAUCGGUGCAGUAGCAAAGUCAGCGUUAACUAUCGUUGGGGUAUUCUCUGUUCUCAGUUUGGCUGGCUAUGAGCCUCGGUUAAGGAAAAGUGAUAAACAGUUCAAGUUGCUUCACCUCUUUCAGCAACAUCAAUCUGGUGAUGGUGGAAUAACUGUUGAAUGUCCGCCUGGUAAAGUACCGGUCCUUGAAAAUGGUGAAACACGCUGCCUUGUAAAAGAACGAGUUGAAAUUCCAUUUGAAUCUGGGGUAGCCACCCCAGAUGUCAAUUACGGGUGUGGAUGCUCUCACGCAGCAGAAGUCAAGGUGAGGAGGAGUGGGAGACCAGACCACCAUCAAAUUCAAAACAAUGUUCAGUUGCCACCAAAAAACAAUGUGCUGUUCGAGUUGUUUGGUAGUACGGGCAGGAUUGAGCCGCCUCUGAAGAUGGCCAUUCGCCCCCACCAAUGGUCUCCAAACAAAAUGAGUCUUCAAGGAGGAGGGGAAAAUUGUGGGUCUUCGGCAGGAAGAGUGUUUACGGAAGAGCAGGAAGCCCUGGUGGUGAAGUCAUGGAACUCCAUGAAGAAGAACUCGGGAGAAUGGGGUCUCAAAUUCUUUCUCAAGAUAUUUGAGAUUGCACCGUCCGCUAAGAAAUUGUUCUCAUUUCUUAAAGAACCGAACGCUCCAUUGGAACAGAACCCCAAGCUCAAGACCCAUGCCAAGACUGUCUUCGUCAUGACGUGUGAAGCUGCGGUUCAACUCCGGAAAGCUGGGAAAGUUGUGGUGCGGGAAUCAAGUCUCAAGAAAUUGGGUGCCACGCAUUUCAAAUACGGAGUCGUGGAUGAACAUUUUGAGGUGACCAAAUUUGCACUGUUGGAGACAAUCAAAGAAGCAGUUCCAGAAAUGUGGUCCACAGAGAUGAAAAAUGCAUGGGGUGAGGCCUAUGAACAAUUGGUCGCUGCCAUCAAGACCGAAAUGAAGCCCUAAACAUCAAAAUCAUUGGGGGUGCGCUCCCAAUAUUUCUAUCCGAAGUUUUCUGUUGCUCUUGUCAGAUUGAAUUGUCAUGUUUCAAUAAACCAUAAAUAGAUUGUACAAUUUGAAGCUGUUUCAUAGAACGGAGCUUGAAGACAUUGCACA